AUGGGAAAUGAUGAUGCGGUAUCUGAUAAGCACCCUAAAGGUCCCAUGCCCGUUCUCAUCAGAGCAUCAAAUGGGAAAUCAAAACGAAACAGAUCUGACAAGAUCAAGAUGUCGACAAUAGUGGAACCACAGGAUCUUGACAGCUUUUACACCCGGUUUGCUGACAUUUGCAAAUCUGGAAUGGUGGCACUGAAGCCUAGGGAUCGAAGCAAGAAGAAGGCCAAAGCAAAGAAGAAGAAAGCCGCAUCGUGA
Messenger RNA from Metarhizium brunneum ARSEF 3297, 252 nucleotides. RefSeq lists its product as uncharacterized. Gene Ontology annotation, cellular component: signal recognition particle, endoplasmic reticulum targeting. Gene Ontology annotation, biological process: SRP-dependent cotranslational protein targeting to membrane. The record is from RefSeq and is a predicted model, not a curated record. NCBI's taxonomy places the organism in Eukaryota, Fungi, Ascomycota, Sordariomycetes, Hypocreales, Clavicipitaceae. Gene Ontology annotation, molecular function: endoplasmic reticulum signal sequence receptor activity; 7S RNA binding.